Molecule: messenger RNA, 426 nt
Organism: Morchella sextelata
Lineage: Eukaryota; Fungi; Ascomycota; Pezizomycetes; Pezizales; Morchellaceae
Exons: 1
Coding region: 1-426 (141 amino acids)
Source: RefSeq, a predicted model, not a curated record
AUGGCCCUUCCAGUCAGCAUUGGCGAUGCGAUACUAUGUACUCAACUUCUCUAUACUUUCUACAAGGACUACCACGAGUUCCCCUCCUCCCAUAAUAGACUGCAUACUAGAUUGAAGACAGCCGACAUAAAACUCAAGGAUCUCACCAAGUUCAUUACCGAGGAUUCGCACGCCGAGCCGACGUUGAUAUUUGGGCCUCUAACUGAAAAUCAAGAUUCAUUACUUAAAUGUACGGCGCUCUACGACAACAUCCGAGCUGUUCUCGAUAAAUACGAUCCCUCCCAAGAGACAUCGAGCAAAAGUAAACCGGUCAUCACGAAGGCCAAGUGGGCCGUCUGCAAACGAAGGUCCAUCAUGGCUCUACUUGAAGAGCUCGAGCAAAAUAUGGGACCUCUUAAAGAGCAAAUGAAAGUUUUCGAUUUGUAG